Messenger RNA from Contarinia nasturtii (swede midge), 2782 nucleotides. RefSeq lists its product as uncharacterized. Bases 174 to 2555 code for a protein of 793 amino acids. The record is from RefSeq and is a predicted model, not a curated record. The transcript is spliced from 4 exons. NCBI's taxonomy places the organism in Eukaryota, Metazoa, Arthropoda, Insecta, Diptera, Cecidomyiidae.
UUCUGUCGACGUACACUUCGAUGAUUAAACGCGUGUUUUGUUUGCAUCGUUAGAUUUUUUUCCCCUGUAUAAUAAUAGCAUCAUAUAUUUUUUUUAGUUCUUGGAACUUUACUGGUUUUGAAUUGCAUGAUAAAAGUGUAUAUUAAUUAAGAGAAAACAAAAAAAAACUAAGCAUGCCACCCAAGCGAAAACGAGGCAAAAAAAAUGCCUCACAAACAGUUCGAAAAACACCGAAACUUCAAACAUAUAAUGACGAUGACAACGUUUUUGAAGAAAUUUGCCCACCGUUCACACUGCGUUCGAAACUGCGUUCACAAGUGAAGUUGGAGAAAAAGGUGUCGACACCUUCACAAUCAAAAGCAAGCUGUCAACCAAAACGGUUACGAGCGGCUAGCGUAAGAACCAUAUCAAACGGUAAUUUGGACGACACGAAAAAACACGUGGAUAAAACUUGUAAAAUGACCGAAAAUGAACAAGAUAUCGUUAUUUCGGAUGACGACAUUGAGCUUGAUUUAACACCAAAGCGAAAGUUAUCGUUCGAUUCUGAUAACGAAUGCAUCAAUCAAGUCAAAAGAAAGAAACCGAAUAAAACUAUUGUUUUAUCUGAGGAGGAAAAUGACGAUGUCGAAAAAACUUCGAAUGGGUCCAAUGAAACGAACACACAACUGCAAGUUGAAUCAUUUGUACAGAACGAUGACAAUGCACAUAGCGAACAAGACAUUCCAGAGGAAUCGGUCAAUUCUGAAUGUGAAAUCGAGAUGGAAUUGGAAAUUCCAAGUACAACUGAUCUCGAAGCUGAAAUCGAAGGUGACAUCGAAGCUGAAAUCGAAGCUGACAUCGAAGCGAUUACAGCUACUAACUCCAUUGAAAAUGAUACCGAACCAAUUCAAUCAAAAUCCACCGCAUCACAAUCGAAUGAUGUACAUUCAGAAGAUGAAGCAAUGGAUGAACGUACAGAUAAUAUUGGCAACAAUCAAGAAAAUGCUGACUUCGAUGAAAUUCUCGAUAUCAAUGAACCCGAUUUAGAUGAUUUAUUGUUCGAUGUAGAAGUCGAAAAAUCUUCUACGAGUUCCACUAUAAUAUCGAAGGAAACGAACAAAAUGGCAAUGCCACUCUGGAAACGACCGGAAAGAAAAACCAAAGGAAAAGAAAAGCCAUUAGAGUCACCGGUACAAAGUCAGCUAUCGCCAGUACAGAAGGAGCCGGUUUCAGUACAGCAGCAACCUCCACCGUUGAAGCCAAUCGUAACCAUACAUAACAAUUUGCUGAAAAAUGUAACAGUUACGAUUAACAACAGAUCGGAUAAGAUAUUGGAACAACCGGCUGCUCCGAAUGCAACGAUUGGUCCAAAAGCGAUCUUCAAGAUCCCAGCACGAGUGAUUACAAACAAAACAAUCAGUGGUGCAGAAAAUGUAAGUCGUGAUCCAAGAAUGGCCAUAAGCACUGUACAAAAUAUCCCUGGACCAGCCAAUAGUGUACCAGUUGAAAAGAAUGUCGAAGCAUCAUCACAAGCACCAAACAAUGUACAACCACAACGCCUUUCGGUGAAAGAUCGUUUGGGUAGUCGAAUCAGUGGAAAACCGUUCACACCAUUAAAUGGUCAAAAAACUGGUUUUAUCAUAAAUAACAGCACAGACGGUCCAAUCAAUGAUACGCCGCCAACGCAACGAGCAACGGGCACAACACCAUUUUCAAAUGCUCACCGCAACAUGGCAUCCACCCAAGCACAAAUAAAUGUACAACAACCACAUCCAGAUUUGCCAACAUUCAUGCGAAAAGAAUUGGAGCAAAAAAGUUUGUGUGCAUUUGAAAUGCCAUCGUUUGCAACAACUUCACAGCGAUAUGAUCGCAUUUUUCAUCGUAUAUUUGAGCGAACGUGCCAUCUUAACAUGAAUGAGGCCUGUCUACUGCCGCACGAAUGCCAAUUGAAUCAUCAAUUGCCCGAUCACAACUACUUCCGUUCCUGCAUAAAUAAAAUGGACCGAAAAAGAGUCAUUGACCUGUACGAUGAGUUUAUGUGCCGAUGUCAAAAAUUGUUCGAUUUUUAUUUCGUUGAUUUUUGCGAUUACUUUGGACAACAUGGCUUGACAGAUAAAUUGAAAAAAAUGGUCAACGAUUGUAAUAUGCGCAAAGUCCAUUUCCAUUUCAUUGCCAUCGUUGAUGGAUUCAUGAAAACGGGCAAAACAUUUGCCGGCGCUCUAAUCGAAGUUGUUGGCGCGAUAAACCAACGUUCGAUUCGUGCAUCGAAAGAAAUCAUAAAAUUGGUAUUGAAUCCGCGCAACAACAACAUUAAACCGUUCAUCGUAGUUUUGGACUCAAUUACCAAGCAAGAAAAUUUCAAACUAACCACCGAAUGGAUCAAUCGCAUUUUGACAAUUCAAAUCGAUACGGGUAUUGCCGAGUUGAGUUCGAUUAUUUGGCGCAUUACCGACUUCACGCGGUUGGGCAAAGAUUAUGAGAAACUUGAUCAGAAAUUGUUGGAAAAAUUUAUGACAGAUCCGAGAAAUAUGCCGGCUAUAGGGUCACUUUCGUCGCUUGGAACACCAAGUGUCUAAUUGAAGCGCAUUCAUUUUUAUUUCGAUACGAAUAGAAAAAAAAAAUCUAUCUAAUAACGAACACAUAUUUUGUUUCGAUGAAACAUUUUCUAAAAGAAAAAAGAAAACCAUUUUGAUGGUUGAUAUUAUUUUGCUUAAAGAACCCAAUCCUUAUUUUACACAAACCAUCAAUAUCAUUUUAACACUCUGGAGAAUGAAAAAUGAAUUAUAAAUAAAGAAUUGAAUUA